UCACAAUCUCCCUCGACUCCCACAAGCCCAACAUACCACACGAUGAGCGACAGACCAUUCUCAUUGCAGCCGCGGCCCACGCCGCAGCGUGGGCCGCAGAAUAUCGUCGAUUUCAUCCGGCGAGUAAAUGCCGAGCCCGGCGGGUUUCGAAGCCUAGACUCGGCCGAUCUGCGAAGGCAAAUCGAGCGCCAGUCGAGCGGUGCCGACCGCGAUGACGAAGAUGUUGACAUGGCGGGUGCUACCUCCGAGGCGGAUAGCGACGUCGCCGAGACGAAGGAUGUUGCCGCCGCGCGAGACGAGGUCCUAAAGGCCAUCCACAUGACGCACCAGACGUCCAUGUUCGCCCUCGACUUCGUCUCCCUUCUGCUCUCCAAGGAGAAUCCUGCACAGGCCGUCACCACUUUCAGUCACGGUCUGCGCGAACUGGUCGGCGUCGGCACCCUCGGUGCGACAAUGCUCGAAGCACCCACACCUCUUACCCUGAAUAGAGUCCCCGACAACAAGAUGGUGGCGAUUGGAAAACGUCUGAUCGACCUCAACAAGGCUGCGGACACUGCUCUUGCCGCCUCGAAGAGACUGCAGCAAGAGAUUGGCUCUGAGACCAGGUACUGGUCUGAGGUGCUGGCAGUAAGCAAGGAUGGAUGGCGGACUUUCCGGCUGCCUCAUGAGACCCACACCAUGGGAGUCAAGUUUGGGUUUACGAACACUGCCCCGGAAUUCAAGAUCAACAGCAUCGCGCCCAUGAGGAGAGCAGAGAAUGGAUCGGUUCAGCUGGAACAUGGGAAAAUGGGCAGCGGCUCUAAGCGUCUCCAAGUCAGCAUUCUGGAGAAUGGUGUCGUCGUCGGCAGGUCAACACUACCACGGCCCUUGCCCGGAGACGCCCCGCUACAGGAUCGUGUGAAGGAGGCACGAGAUACCAUAUUUGCCCAGGAGCUAUGGCAUGAAAUCAACAGGGAGGGCCGCACAUUACUUAGCCGAAAUCUCCGUUUGGAUAAGAAUGCCGUGGCCUACACCUUGGACGCCACAAGAACAAUUUCCAUACGGCUGGCAUCUCUAGAUGACACUGAUGAAGCGCAAGUUGAGCAGCUAGGGCCCCAAGAUGCAAUAGCAGAGUCGCUAUACAUCACCCUGUGUUUGCUCCUCAGCGCCGCCCAUAGGUUGAACGAACAUAGACGGUCGGAACCCAGCGCAAGUAGAGGACCUCCUCCAGCAUAUUCCCUUCUCACACCCAUCAUCUCUUAUUUGGAGUACGACAAGAGCGUUGAGCAGUUUGUGCGCUUCCUAACCUCCUUCACCAAUGUUCUCCGCUCCGCCGGCCUAAGCUCUUCCAUCACCAUGAAAGAGCCACCCCUCGGCACACCACCCGGAGUACCAGCCUCAACAGCCCUGGUUGCCGUCCUGCUUAGGCCACCAGCAGUCCAAUUCGAUCUGACAAUCACCCCAACCUCCCGUCUGAGAAUAAUGGUCAGACCUUCCCAGCUCUAUGGCGCCCAAUUCGCCGUCCAUUGCCUUCCCCCUUCACUCCCCGGAUCUCAAAACCCGCUCACGAGCAUAUGCCCGUCCGGCGUAGAAGAAUUUGACCGCCUUACGGAGCUCUCCUGGUACCUCUACCGCGCUGUGUCCCGCGCGCUGACUGCGCAUUACUACGCGGCGGCAGCCCCGACCGAGCAGCCGCCCAGCGACGUCAAUAACGACGAGCAGCGCCCAAGAACAGGCUGGGGUGUUGACACGAGCCACGCCGGGCUGGUUGACUAUUACAGCGGCGAAUAUAAGCUCAACUUUGAUUUUUCUGCGGAUCCGGCCACCGGCCGUCCAGAGCUCCGUGUUGCGGCGAACUAUCCGGAGGUGGGCAGGACGGUACAGCGGAAGUGGACAUGGCCCGGAGAAGGCAACUUGGACGAGAUCGUUAGACAUGUGCUCUCAUCAACCGGCGUGCCGAGCACUUGAUCGGUGAAUGAUACACAUGCCCUGCACUUGAAUGGCCGCCUGGGAGAUAUCGAUACGCUGGCGCCAAGUGUCAUAGAUACCCUGUGGCCCCGCGAGGCCGCAUAGUAGUGGGAUAAAGAAUGCAGUCGGCACUUCGAAAGGUGAUGAUGUUGAUGGAGCGGAGGGGGCGCUGCACACCGGCACUGCAUCCUCACACCGCCGUGAAACGCGGCGAGGGUCGCAAGAGGCUCAGCAAGCCUGCCACAGCAGAAGCGGACGAGACCCCCAUCGGAAACAGCGGCGUGGCCCGAACGACACAGGACUAAGCACCAUCCCGGCACAGUCCACCUACCCACGUUUUAGGGCCAAAGAGCAACACAAGUAGAUAAACAGCGGUCAAAUCAAACGUAGGGCUCGUUUCCCAAACACAAUCA
Messenger RNA from Canariomyces notabilis, 2360 nucleotides. RefSeq lists its product as uncharacterized. Gene Ontology annotation, biological process: regulation of transcription by RNA polymerase II. NCBI's taxonomy places the organism in Eukaryota, Fungi, Ascomycota, Sordariomycetes, Sordariales, Chaetomiaceae. The transcript has a single exon. The record is from RefSeq and is a predicted model, not a curated record. Gene Ontology annotation, cellular component: mediator complex; core mediator complex. Gene Ontology annotation, molecular function: transcription coregulator activity. Bases 43 to 1947 code for a protein of 634 amino acids.